CGUCAAUGGCCUCGCUCCUGCGUCCGCUCGCACGCACGCUGGCGCCGCGCGCCGUCGCCGGCUCCAGCGCAGGCCGCCGCGUCGCUGCGCUGCCGGUGCCGGCGCGCCGCUCGCUGCAGACUUCGGCGCCGCUUGACCCGCCGGGCCUCGGUGCUGAGGCGCUGGCGCCGCCCGCCGCGCAGGCAGAACAUGUGCUGAUGCAGUCGCUACCGAAAGCUAGCGCUCCUGUUGCCGCACCAGGGAGCCUCGUGCACCUGAAGCUGUCCGCACUGCACCCCAUGACGAAAGGAUGGCGCAAGCACUUCGUGCCGCUCUCCUCGCACGUCUUUGGCAUCGAGCCGCGGCGCGACGUGCUGCACAGCGCCGUCGUGUACUACCUCGACGCACAGCGCUCUGGCACGGCCAACACCAAGACGCGCGGCGAGGUCAACUUCGGCGGCGCCAAGAUCCGCCCGCAGAAGGGCUCCGGUCAGGCGCGUCUGGGUCGCCGCAACAACCCGCUGCUGCGUGGAGGUGGUGUCAUCCACGGCCCGCGGCCGCGCGACAUGUCGACGAAGCUGCCGCGCCGCGUGCGCGAGCUGGCCCUGCGCUCGGCACUCAGCGCCCGGUGGCGCGCCGGCGACCUCGUCAUCGUGCCCAACUUCACGUGGGAUGCGCCGCCGCGCGUGACGGGCGAGCUGCGCCGCAUGCUCGGCUCCAAGGGCUGGGAUGAUGCGCUGUUCCUCACGGCGCCGCGCAACCCGCAGAGCACCGGCCGCGUUGCACGCCCGUCGGCGUCCGAGCCGCAGUACACGCCGGCGCAGGUGCGCGGCCACGCCAAGGAGCUGGCCAACUUCGUCGCGGCGGUGAACAACAUCCCGCGCACGGAGCUCAUCGAGCUGCACGAGCUGGGCGCCGAGCAGGCGGCGGCCAAGCCCAAGGAGGUCAAGAAGCCCGGCGAGCUGCACGCGUACGAGGUGCUGCGGCGGCGAAAGCUCGUCUGCGACCUGGGUGCCAUUGAGUGGCUCGAGGAGGCCCUCGGCGGCGCCGUCUGGCACCCGCAGGCCGAGGCAGACGAGCUGGCGGAGCUCAACAUGGAUGUGGAGAGCAUGCUGCGGGAACUGCAGGCGAUGCAGGCCGCGCAGAGCGGGGAGGCAGAGCAGGUGGAGCAGGAGGAGAUUCUCGAUGCGGCAGACGUGCUGGUGGAGGAGGCCGGCGUGCCGCGGGCGACACGGGCAUGAGGCAAUACUAGAGCAUCGCAUCACUCCGUC
Tilletiopsis washingtonensis is the source of this 1250-nucleotide messenger RNA. Its product is annotated as ribosomal protein L4. Gene Ontology annotation, molecular function: structural constituent of ribosome. The record is from RefSeq and is a predicted model, not a curated record. NCBI's taxonomy places the organism in Eukaryota, Fungi, Basidiomycota, Exobasidiomycetes, Entylomatales. Bases 6 to 1220 code for a protein of 404 amino acids. Gene Ontology annotation, biological process: translation. Gene Ontology annotation, cellular component: ribosome. The transcript is spliced from 2 exons.